AUGUGGUUGAUUCUUAUACUAUUAUUUAAAUUGUUAGUUGUAUCAUUAUCAGAAGAAGAUAUAAAUAAUUGUUAUUUUAAUGUAUUUUAUUCUAAUGGAAGUCAAUAUAAUUGUUUAGAUGAAGAUUGUUAUAAAUAUAUAGAUAUUGUAUCAUUAGAAGAUCAACAAUGUCGAACUAAUUAUAUAUCACUUAAAUUUUCAUCUUAUUUAACAUAUAGAAAUUUUCUUGAAAUAACUUCAUUAAAAACUCCUCUUGCUUCUUUUUUUUGUAACGGUCGUCCAAAUCUAGAACGUCUUCUUCAAAUUGAAUUUCAAACUCCAUUUAUUAAUGAUGAACCAUUUAAAAUUGACCAAUUUAAUAUCUUAUCUCGUUCAAUAUCAAAUAUCGAUACAUUAGAAUUUAUAUUUAAUGGAUUUAUUUCAAAUAAUAAUAGAACUUUAUUUAUUGAUAAAAAUAUGUUUAUUAGUAAUGAGCAAAAUAUAAUUGAUACAUUAAGAUUAAUAUUUAAUUGUAGUCAAUAUGAAAGAGUUGAAUGGGAAUUAAUUAAAUCUAUAAAAAGUCUACCAGAAUCUCCAUGUCCUCAACAAAUUCAAUUUAUUAAAAAUGAUUUUACUAAUAAUUAUAAUUUAAUUAUUCUAGUAACUCUUAUUACAUAUUUAUCAAUAAUAAUAAUAAUUGCUAUUAUUAUUAUUAUUUUAUUUAAUAAUAAUUAUUAUUUAAAUCAUAGAUUAAAACAAAUAUCGAAAUCAAAUAGUCAAACAGAAUUAAUUAAAAUGAUUGAACGAUUUUAA
Molecule: messenger RNA, 792 nt
Organism: Rotaria sp. Silwood2
Lineage: Eukaryota; Metazoa; Rotifera; Eurotatoria; Philodinida; Philodinidae
Source: the annotation of a GenBank genome assembly